Eurytemora carolleeae is the source of this 2125-nucleotide messenger RNA. RefSeq names its product CD109 antigen. NCBI's taxonomy places the organism in Eukaryota, Metazoa, Arthropoda, Copepoda, Calanoida, Temoridae. Gene Ontology annotation, molecular function: protein binding; endopeptidase inhibitor activity. The record is from RefSeq and is a predicted model, not a curated record. The transcript has 30 exons. The coding region runs from base 305 to 2125 and encodes 606 amino acids.
AUGGUUUGCUAAAACUAUAGAUCACGCUACUCCGCUCUACAACGAUACUAUUAAAUACAGAGAGGAGUAUGAAUACUUUUAUAGAAAACAAAACUUUUAUAGAAACAGUGUUUAUGAUACAAAAUCUGGGGUUCCAGAUGUCACCAACACAUCAGCUAAUGCAAGUAACCUAUAUGAUGACCCGUAUGUUAAUGUGAGUGGGAAACCAUAUCUUCAAAAAGUUCACAAUUGGACGUAUCUCAGAACGGACAAAUUCAAGCAUACACCUCAGGAUGUAGCCAGCGAUCUUGAUUUUAGAAUAAGUAUGGAGGAAAUAGAAAACAAGAUGGGUACCCUUGUUGGAGUUCAAGUUCUUGCUGAAGCUUUUAUGACAGAUUUCUUCUAUAAUAACACACAGAGAGGAUGGUCCAUUACUAGGAUAAUAGAUCCAACCCUGGAUAUCAGAUUUGUAGGCCAGGGUGUUCAAGUAUUCAAGCCUGGAAUGACUUUUGAAACUCAAGUAUCUGUAAAACAUAGUGACCAGGUUGCACUGGACCCGUAUACAUUAGAGCAGUCUACUCUGACAAUAGAAACUAAGAUUAGGAUGGAGAACGGAGAACUCAGAUCAUUGAGAACACAAAGGAUUCCGAAAAAGUUGGGAAACGUUUGCACUUUCCGAGAUAUUGUUCAUAUUCGAGAGUAUGAUAAACUUUUCGAAGAUGCUGAGGUUGAGGAUAUAGAAGAACAUGAUAUAUUCUUCUCUGAUCAUACUGAGGAGCACUCUGAGUUUUGCAGGGAUAUGUUUGCUUUAGAGGCAUCUUUUAAAGAGUUUAGAGAAACAGGGGUUCAUAGAAUCAUAAUAGAUACCCCUAAGGAUGCAGAGGAGAUUGAGAUUACUGCGACAUACAUUGAUGAUGAUAAUACUAAAGUUACGGCAUCUUUACCAGUUUACGCUGCGUAUGCUCCGUACCAGAACUUUAUUCAUGUACGCACUAGCACUAGCAAAAUCAGAGUAGGUGAAUAUGUAGUGUUCCAUGUAAAGAUGACUCAGGUUAUUGAUCAUUUUGAUUGGUUAAUUAUAUCCAAGCAUAUCAUUCUUACCAGAGGAAGAGAGUUUUCUGGUUCAAUAUUCUCCCAUACAUAUACAUUCAGUGUUGUAGUGAGUACAGAGAUGGCUCCUGGGUUCCAUAUUCUUGUCUACACUAAAACUGAUCAGGAUUAUUUGAUCACAGACAGUCGAUAUUAUCCUGUUGAAUCAAUUAACAGACAUAAAAUAGAAUUAAGCCUUACUCAACGGAAAGAUCAUACAAUGAAAACAGUUGAGGUGACGUGUAGAGGAGAUCCAGGUUCAGUUUUCAUGGUUUCAUCUCCUAGACAAUCAAUGUAUCCAAACCAGGGUGGAAAUCUGUUGAAUGAGGCAGCAGUGCUUGACAGCCUCAAUUUGUUUGAGGACAAAGAUUAUCAUACUCAUAGAGUUUUUUGGACUGUCAGGGAAGGUGAAGCCCCAGAUUCUGUUGCAUAUUUUCCUUCUAUGGAUUAUGGAAUAGAUUCCAACAGAACUCUUGAACUUCAAGAUCUUGUAGUUUUUACUGAUUUUGUUUCUAUCCCGCAAACACCUCUGACUAGACACUGUUCUAACACCACAGGACUUAAUCCUUGCAUGCUCACGGGUUGCUUUACAGAAGAUCAGAGAUGUAACGGAGUCCAGGAUUGCGAGGAUGGAUAUGAUGAGAGUAAUUGCGGAGACCAUUCGAGGAUAAAACAAGAGCUCAAUUUCAGAUACAGGUUAUCAAGAUUUAGUCGGUUUGAUGAUUUCUACGACAAUGAGGAUGGGGAGUGGGGUUGGUUUGAUACUAAUAUAGACGAGGAUCAUGAACAGUUUUUAGAGCUCGAGGUGCCAGAGACAGCUGAAGAAUGGUUCUUCACUGCAUUCAGUGUGAGUAAAACGUACGGUAUUUCAAUCUUGAACCAAGUUGUUCCUUUUUCCUCCUACCGACCCAUCUGGCUGUACUGUGAAGGUCCUGAAACUGUACGGAGGGGGGAAACUGUUGGAAUAAGAUGUACAAUUUUCAACUGGAUAGAUGAUGAUAUAGAAGUUAUGUUAAACCUUAGGGGUUCGGACGACUAUGAGUUUGUUCAUGUCUAA